Molecule: messenger RNA, 547 nt
Organism: Haliotis rubra (blacklip abalone)
Lineage: Eukaryota; Metazoa; Mollusca; Gastropoda; Lepetellida; Haliotidae
Exons: 3
Coding region: 44-547 (167 amino acids)
Source: RefSeq, a predicted model, not a curated record
AUCUCAGUCGUACAGAUGUGUGACAUUUCUAGAUGAUGGGAUAAUGUCUGGUGAUAGUUUGAAUAGUGCAAGAAGCAUUGGGCUAGCUAUCAAGAGUGACCUGAUUAAAUCCGGUUUUGUACCGAAGGUUGAGAAGUCGUUAUGGGAGCCAAGUCAAGUUGUCGAGUGGCUGGGUCUUGUCAUUGAUACCAGAGUUAUGAUGUUGUCCAUUCCUACACGGAGGCUGGACAAGCUACUGUCGUCUGUCCGAUAUCUGUUAGAUCAUCCAGAUGUCUUUGAGAUUGCGUACGCUGAUGACAUUCAUAGCCUUUCAGGAUCAGGCAGAGAGUUGCAAAACAGUCCCAGCAACAGUCCCAGUGCCAGUCCCAGCAACAGUCCCAGUGACAGUCAAAGCAACAAUCAAAGUGCCAGUCCCAGCGACAGUCCCAGCAACAAACUCACCCAGCCCCAGACAAGGCGACAGUCCCAGCAACAGUCGUGCGACGCUAGUGUAUCCGAGUGUGAUUAUACUCGCAAGUGUAGUAAUGCUUGUGUAAAUCUACGCUAG